This is a messenger RNA of Syngnathoides biaculeatus (alligator pipefish), 1909 nucleotides long. RefSeq names its product solute carrier family 30 member 1a (gene slc30a1a). The transcript has 2 exons. Gene Ontology annotation, molecular function: calcium channel inhibitor activity; zinc ion transmembrane transporter activity. The coding region runs from base 442 to 1857 and encodes 471 amino acids. NCBI's taxonomy places the organism in Eukaryota, Metazoa, Chordata, Actinopteri, Syngnathiformes, Syngnathidae. Gene Ontology annotation, cellular component: Golgi apparatus; endoplasmic reticulum; membrane. The record is from RefSeq and is a predicted model, not a curated record. Gene Ontology annotation, biological process: zinc ion transmembrane transport; detoxification of zinc ion; intracellular zinc ion homeostasis.
AACCAGUGUUGCCCGGUUACGCCAUCCCGCCCGUUUACGAGUGUAGCGACAAGCAACCAAUCAGCGCGGACCUUUUGUCCCGUCGUCUAAUCGGAACCCGUAUUGGGCGUGGCGUGUUCCUCGUCGUUCUGGGUUCCGUGUGGAAAGUUUACCGGCUCGGGUGCAAAGUUUCAGCCCCGUCUGCAAACUGCAACUGGGGCGAGCGGACGUCGGAUAUGUGGCUGUCCUCCGACUGAGCAAUUCUCGGAUGAAUUUUCUCCCAGUCGACGUGCCGUUGCCAUUACGGGACGACCGUAGUGUGUGUGGGGGGGGAGGGCACGCAUUGUCUUCUCUCGGGGAGCCAGUGUGCUUGGAGUUCUUCCUAGCUAGCUCGCUAGCUAGGGGGAGCUAGUUUUCUUCUUCUUCUUCUUCCUCCUACCUUUUAGAAGCUCGACAGCAAAAAUGGCUUGCGAACCCAAUCGGGUCCGGCUCCUAUGCAUGCUCUCGCUGACUUUUGUCUUCUUCAUCGUUGAGGUGGUGGUGAGCCGGAUCACCGCAUCCCUCUCGAUGCUCUCGGACUCCUUUCACAUGCUGUCGGACGUCAUCGCCCUGGUCGUGGCUCUGGUGGCGGUGCGCUUCGCCGAGAAGACCCAAGCGACCGACAAGAACACGUUCGGCUGGAUCCGGGCCGAGGUGAUGGGGGCGCUGGUGAACGCCGUGUUCCUCACGGCGCUGUGCUGCACCAUCGUGCUGGAGGCCAUCGAGCGCUUCACCGAGGCCCACGAGAUCGAGCGGCCGCAGGUGCUCGCCGCCGUGGGCUUCGCGGGGCUGCUGGUCAACCUGCUCGGGCUCUGCCUGUUCCACGGCCACGCCGGCGGGGGGCACGGGCACUCGCACGGAGGGAAGAAGGGCAAAAGUGGCAAGGCUCACCGGGCUGGCAACGGAACGCCCGGGGAGACCAACAAUCUGGUGGGCAACCACAGCGGCAGCGGGGAAGCCUCGCAAACUACCGACGCCAGUCCGAAAGAGAGCGCCGAGGUGCAGAUCAACGGCGACGCCCAGUACGAGGAGCUGGAGCACGAGUCGUCCUCGCAGCUCAACAUGCGCGGCGUCUUCCUGCACGUGCUGGGCGACGCCCUGGGCUCCGUCAUCGUGGUGAUCAACGCCCUCAUCUUCAUCUUCGUGUGGAAGCCCUGCAACAAAGACGAAAUCUGCAUCAACCCUUGCAUCGAAAGCCACGCCACUGACCACUAUCACAGGAACCACACGCUGCUGGACCUCCUGGAGGGCCCCACGGUGCCCAGCACCAAGGUGGCGGGGCCCUGCUGGGUGCUCUACUUGGACCCCACGCUCUGCCUCAUCAUGGUGUGCAUCCUGCUGUACACCACGUACCCGCUGCUCAAGGAGUCGGCCCUCAUCCUGCUGCAGACGGUCCCCAAGCAGAUCAACAUCCACCGCCUGAACGAGCGCCUGCUGAACCUGGACGGGGUCCUGGCCAUCCACGAGCUGCACGUGUGGCAACUGGCGGGCAGCCGCAUCAUUGCCACCGCGCACAUCAAGUGCCACGACCCCACGUCUUACAUGGAGGUGGCCAAGCGCAUCAAAGACUUCUUCCACAACGAGGGCAUCCACGCCACCACCAUCCAGCCCGAGUUCGUCACGUUCAGCUCCGAUUCCCAGGACUCCCUGUGCGAGCUCUCCUGCCGGACUCAGUGCGCCCCCAAGCUGUGCUGCGGCGCCGGCGACAAGCCCAACCCGGCGGGCGACAAGAAGGCGGGCGUCGACCUCAGGGCCGUCGGCGAGAGUCCGGAGCCGGCCGCCGUGCCCCUGGUGCAGCAGCAGGUGGUGGUCAUGUCGGAAGUGGAGUCGUCUCUGUGAGAUACCGGACGGGAAGGUGGAAUAACUGCUGUCGGUCAGUAUUGGAGGGGGG